AUGCAAUUGAACUGGUCCCUUCAUCACCGUCUUUCCUCCAAAUGCCACACCAAACUCGCCAAAUCGCACGCUCCUAGAAACGGCAUCUUGCCUCUGCACCUCGCACUUCUCGGGCCAGAUUGGCACUUUCCUACCGCAUCCAGUCUGCUCAGAAGCCGGUUGUCAAUCCUUCCUCUUGGACGCCGUCCCCGUCAUCAUUUCGUCUUUAAGCUUCGUUCUUGCUUCCUGGAUUAUCUCUCUUUCUCGCGCGUCCACUCCCUCCCAGCGGCAAUGCCUCAUUCUCAAUUGCGAAGCCGCUUGAAGAGAGUUGGUCGUCAAUUUCAUCCUCGCGCUGCAUUUCGACCUCCGCGGACGCCAUUUUCACCAUCAAUUUGUCGUGCUCUCAUUUGCCGCAUUUUGGACACCAGGCCCAUCUCUAGCGAACUUUUUCAAUCAAUCCGGCGCUCAGAGAAACCGGUGCCAAAACCAGUAGACAGCUCAUGGGAAGUCGGUUGUCAACUUCGAGCAACACUCAGCCCCGACGAUACAGAUUUGGCUCUUGCUGCCGGCCUACUUGCUUCGCUGACGGGCGGAAAGCCUGGAACAGAGGCCUGGCAACGAGCUGUUUUGCGCUACGGGGUCUUACAGUUUGCUCAGAGGCAUCUUUUCGCUGUUAUCAGGCCUGAUCGUCCAGAUCAUGUACUCUGGCGUAUUCCAUCUCGACCUCAAUUAACUCCCAAUUCAGACUCAUCAAAAUGUACCAUUUUGAAGUCGCGCCCGGCUUCUGCGGUUUUUGUCGGGCGUAGCGAACGGGUGCUUGAGCAGAGAGCAUCAAGGCCUGCAUCCUCUCCUUUCUCUUCAUCUUCUUCUUACUCCCCAUUGCGCUUAAGCACUGGUCCUGAGCAAGAGACGGCUCUUCGACACGAUGCAAUCCCCUGCCCUGUCGUCACGACUAAACCUCAACUGUCGAAUCCUACUGGAAGUCAGUCUUUUGGUAUUCCUCGUCCACUUCGAGACCCGAAAGCUAAUCGCAACAGCCAAACUUUUGCUGAUAAAUUAGCUUCAUCUAAGAUUAAAUCACAACAUGCUAGGUAA
Molecule: messenger RNA, 1074 nt
Organism: Protopolystoma xenopodis
Lineage: Eukaryota; Metazoa; Platyhelminthes; Monogenea; Polystomatidea; Polystomatidae
Source: the annotation of a GenBank genome assembly